AGCGAAAUCAAGAAACCCUAAAAACCUCACUCUCUGUUCUCUCUCUCUCUCUCUCGCUCUCUCUGUGCGUCUUCUACCGCCGCUUCAGAGGCCAAAGGGGUCGGGCGCUCUAGCCCCUCGCGUCCAUGGCUCCCGCGUUUUGCGAUGUUCGGUGAUUUGGGUCUGGGUCUCGGCCUGAUUGUGCUUCUUGCGCAUUUAUGGUGCUAAGUAUCAGUCAGGAAAUUAAAGGGGUUUUUAGCUUUAAUUCCCCAACAAUGGUGGUGACUGAAACUGUGGUGAAGAGGCUGAAAAUCAAGAUUGGCACCAAAACAGUUGGAACUCACUGUGAAAGAGAUGCUCAUGAAAAUGAGGGGAAGAUAAUCACAGAUGAUGCACAAGAUCGACACAAUUUUUUGAAUGAGAAAAACAAGCCUGCGAUGAGUAUAAAGCUCAAACUACCUGUACCAGCCAACUCUUAUAAGAGAGGACCUCAAGUAGCACUUGGUGCCGAAAAAGUGAAGAGGCGGAAAAUGGACCGGAGUAUAAAACAGCAGUGUGGAAGCAUUCUUGAAGUGCUAAUGUCUCACAAAGAGGGAUGGCCUUUCCUGCAUCCUGUAGAUCCUGUUGCUUUCAACAUUCCCGAUUAUUUUGAUAUUAUCACUAAACCGAUGGAUCUUGGCACAAUCAAAUCAAAGUUAAAAGACAACGCAUACUUCACUGCAGAGGAGUUUGCUGCUGAUGUGAGGCUGACAUUUGCUAAUUGCAUGAGAUAUAACCCUCCAGUUAAUGCAUUUCAUGUAAUGGCAAAGGAGUUGGAUGGGAUUUUCACUAGAAAAUGGAAAUUGGUGGAGACAAAGUUGAAACGCAAGAGUGGAAGUGCAGAAACAAAUAGCCUAUUGAACCCUAAUGAAAAAGAUUUUCAAGACUCAAAUAUAUCAUGCCAUAGGAAAGACCCUUUGCAUGCCAAUUUGAUAAAAACAAAGAAGUUGGUGCGGAUGGAGGACAAACAAAAGUUGAAGGAGGAGCUUACUGAGUUACUAAGGGGAAAGGUCAUUGAUACUAUGCAGAGCAUCCUUCAAAAGUUUGGGGUGGCUAUGAGGGGAAAAGAAAAUCUGAAGGUUGACAUAGAAACAUUGGACGAUGAAACCUUAUGGGAGUUAAAGAGGGCGUUGAACACAGCAUUGGAUGCCAGGGCUGGAAAGGCUGAAUCUGCAGAAGUGACACAUGUCCUUUCUGGGAAAACUAGCCAAAAAGAUAUUGAGCCUCCUGUGAACUCUGUUGAUUCCAAGCAUGAAUCUUGUGGUAGUAGUCUGCAUAAAUGCUGUGCACAAGGGGUUGGUGGGCAAAAGGAAAUUGAAAGUCCUAGCUCCGACCAUUCAUCAUGUGCCACAGCUACCACUACUGGUUGCACUUCAUUUGGUGAUGCUCAGCUUUCACCAGCAAAGGCCUUACGUGCUGCCAUGCUUAGGAGCCGGUUUGCUGAAAUGAUUUUCAAAGCAAAUCACAAGGAUGAUGUGGUUGAUCCGUUGAAGCUGCAGCAAGAAAAAGAGCGCCUGCAAAAGCAGCAGCUUGCAGAGAAAGCCAGGAUUGAAGAACAAAUUAAAGCUGCUGAAGCAUCUACACGAAUGAAAGCAGAGGUGGAGUUGAAAAUUCAAAGGGAGAAAGAAAGGGAAGCGGCCAGGAUUGCGUUGGAGAAGAUGGAAAGGACGGUUGAUCUUGACGAUAAUUUGAAGAUACUCAAAGAUCUUGAGGGGCUAUGUCAAUGUCCACCCUGUGAUGGUCUGCUUGGCAAUGGGGGUGGAGUGAAUCUUUCUUUAUCGAGAAACACGCUAGAAAGGCUUGGAUUGUACAUAAAGGAUGAAAUUCUGCAAGAAGAUGAAGCAGUUCUGAAUGAAGAAGAUGAAGCAGUUUUGAAUGAAGAUGGUGAAGAGGGGGAGAUUCUCACCUAAAACUACACAUCCCCAUCAUGGUCUCUCUUUUUCGUCAUCUGUCUAUAUGUUGUAUCGUUGUUAUUAUAAUUAUUGAGGGGGGGAAAGAGUAUGCAAGCGGUUAUAAUGUUAUGUUCCCUUGGGGAAGUUGAAUAUUGCUGUGGAUAUUGCUUGCUCAACAAUGGCUAAUGAUGAGAUGGGGCCAAAAUGUGCUGUCAUUAGGGUUAGAAAAAUUUGUAUAUUGAUUUUUUUUGCAAUAUAAGCUUAAUGGCAGAUGCCUUGUGUUAGUAUUUUG
Molecule: messenger RNA, 2202 nt
Organism: Cuscuta campestris
Lineage: Eukaryota; Viridiplantae; Streptophyta; Magnoliopsida; Solanales; Convolvulaceae
Source: the annotation of a GenBank genome assembly